CUGAACCCCAACGAAACCCCAUCCAGAUGAAGCGUAAAUCUGUGAGCAGAUCUGCAAUACGAAAGGAACAGUCUCAAAAAGACAGAGUGAAGGCUUUGACAGACCGUUCGGCACAGUUCUCAGCUUACCGACAAUUUUUGGAAGACGUUAAGAAUGUGGGUAUGGAAGGCGAACAUACAAGAAUACCACUCGAUCUCGUUGACUUGACAGCCACCCUCAUUGCCACUAUGAUCAGUGGACACUCUUACUUAAAAUUUUUCGUAGCACCUACCAUUGGCGUUGAAAAGGGAGACUUCGAUAUUAUGCAAGAACUACAGUCAGACAUCAAUUUCAUUCGGAAAACUUUAAAUAUGGCACGCAUAUCUUGUACAUCCUUGGUCAUUAGUCUGUGGUAUGUCGAUACUUUUUUCCACCACAAAUCGAAACGGCCAUUGCGACAGAGAAAAUUGGAUGACGUCUCUACGAACCUAUCAAGAGUUAAUCCAGCUGAAGGCUGGAGCACUAGAGAUUUGUUUAUGGCAUCCAUCGUCAUUGCGGAUAAAUACCUUGCAGAUGUAACAUGGAGUAAUGCUGAAUGGUCCUACAACACUGGUGGAUAUUAUACAUGCGAAGCAAUCAAUCGACUUGAACGGCAAUUUUUACAGCAAAUAGAUUUCAAGUUGUUCGUAACAGACGAUCAAUAUCGACACUUUUGCUCAUACCUAGAAGUGAGCUUACACUUACGACAAGUAGUGCAAUACUCUGGCACAUCCCUCCUCUCCUCCCUCUCUUAUCAGGAUGUCAGCAUCCUCUCCCAAUCCCUCCUUCCAAUCUACGCUGAACGACUUCGACUCUCAUUACGACCUUAUGAGGCUAUCAUGCUGCUGGCCAAAAUGGUAGCCCUUACAUUUGCUAUCUAUAUAGCGACGCUGGUGACACUGGCUACGGCAGCAUACAUCAUACAUCUCCAAGCCGAACUGAUACAACAACACCUGAUAUCGACUGCAUACAGUCAAAUGCACACAGUGUGCGAAUACAUGGUUGUUACCUUUGCUAGAGCCUACCACAAACAGUCCUAGUGAUACAAGCACCAUGUGACAAUUGGAAGGCUUUUCAAACAUACCUUUGUGUAUUCCUGGGAGAUGCUGCUGCACACAGAAAACACCUCAUUAUUUUCUACGAUAACCCUUUGUAAAACAACCCUCAUACAAUGUAUCACUAUAAAGCACUUUUACC
Umbelopsis ramanniana AG is the source of this 1215-nucleotide messenger RNA. RefSeq lists its product as uncharacterized. Gene Ontology annotation, molecular function: cyclin-dependent protein serine/threonine kinase regulator activity; protein kinase binding. The record is from RefSeq and is a predicted model, not a curated record. The coding region runs from base 27 to 1058 and encodes 343 amino acids. Gene Ontology annotation, biological process: regulation of cyclin-dependent protein serine/threonine kinase activity. The transcript is spliced from 4 exons. Gene Ontology annotation, cellular component: nucleus; cyclin-dependent protein kinase holoenzyme complex. Lineage: Eukaryota; Fungi; Mucoromycota; Umbelopsidomycetes; Umbelopsidales; Umbelopsidaceae.